UCACCGAGCUCAUCCGCCAUUGUUGCCGCCUGGACGCCUCACCCCACCCCCAUCCUCGCCCUCUCACCUAAAAGACCAACAUGGCCGCACCGGAUCCAAAGGAAGCGUGGUCGCGCCUUCAAAACGAAUUGACACGACGAAGCGCUCGAUUUGGAGGGGCAGGUGGCGGCGGACCACCGAAGGGUCUCUUUGGAGGCCUCGGAGGAUUGCUGCUCGUCGGUGGUGGAAUUUGGAUGGCAAACAAUGCGCUGUUCAACGUCGAUGGUGGCCACCGAGCAAUUAAAUACACCCGAAUUGGUGGCGUGCAGAAGGAAAUCUACAGUGAAGGCACCCACUUCCGCAUUCCCUGGUUCGAGACCCCCAUUACCUACGAUGUGCGCGCCAAACCACGAAACGUCGCUUCCCUCACCGGCACCAAGGAUUUGCAAAUGGUUAACAUAACUUGCCGUGUAUUGUCGAGACCGCGGGUCGAGGCGCUUCCUCAGAUUUACAGGACAUUGGGCACGGAUUACGAUGAGAGGGUUCUGCCAUCUAUCGUUAACGAGGUCUUGAAGAGUGUGGUGGCGCAAUUCAACGCCAGUCAGCUUAUUACACAGCGUGAAAACGUUAGCAGGCUGGUACGGGACAACCUCGUCAGGAGAGCCGCUCGCUUCAACAUUAUGCUUGACGAUGUCUCCCUAACACACCUUGCCUUCUCUCCAGAGUUCACUGCCGCUGUAGAAGCCAAGCAGGUUGCCCAGCAAGAAGCCCAGCGCGCAGCUUUCGUUGUCGACAAGGCCCGCCAGGAGAAGCAAGCUACCGUCGUUCGCGCCCAGGGUGAGGCCCGUUCCGCAGAGCUGAUUGGUGACGCCAUCAAGAAGAGCAGGAGUUACGUUGACCUACGAGAGUUUGAGAAUGCAAGGAGCAUCGCCAGCAUCUUGCAGCAGAGUAGCAACAAGAUCUAUCUCGACAGCAAGGGUCUGGGUCUGGACAUUAGCCAGAGUAAUGCCGACAAGGAGCAGAGGGCGAACCGGAAGUAAGAGGAUGAUACGACAAGGACGAUGGACCCCAACUCUUCUUCGUGCAUCAUGAUCAUGUAUAACUACCCUUGGGGAAAAAGCGAGGUGCAAGCAUGCAAAUGCGUAGCUUUCCACUCAUGUCUAAAUAACAAAAUAUUCCAACUUCACUCAUGACUGUGUAUGUGAACAGCCUUGCUGUAUACC
Bipolaris sorokiniana ND90Pr is the source of this 1202-nucleotide messenger RNA. RefSeq lists its product as uncharacterized. Gene Ontology annotation, cellular component: membrane; mitochondrion. Bases 81 to 1019 code for a protein of 312 amino acids. The record is from RefSeq and is a predicted model, not a curated record. The transcript is spliced from 3 exons. NCBI's taxonomy places the organism in Eukaryota, Fungi, Ascomycota, Dothideomycetes, Pleosporales, Pleosporaceae. Gene Ontology annotation, biological process: mitochondrion organization.